This is a messenger RNA of Eruca vesicaria subsp. sativa (arugula), 1125 nucleotides long. Lineage: Eukaryota; Viridiplantae; Streptophyta; Magnoliopsida; Brassicales; Brassicaceae. The record is from the annotation of a GenBank genome assembly.
CUCCGUCUCACACUACCUCGAGAAAAAAAAAAAAAUGGCGUCCGGUUUAAUCGGAAGGUUAGUUAGAACCAAACCGUCGCAAUUAACCACCGCAGCGAGGUUAAUCCCGUCGCGAUCCACAGCCUCCGUCACCGAAUCAAAAGGAAAACAAUCGAACUUCAAGACGUUUCAGAUCUAUCGAUGGAAUCCCGAUAACCCUAGCAAACCACAGCUCCAAGACUACAAGAUCGAUCUCAAGGACUGCGGCCCGAUGGUUCUCGACGCGUUGAUCAAAAUCAAAAACGAGAUGGAUCCGUCUCUCACGUUCCGCCGCUCGUGCCGAGAAGGGAUCUGCGGGUCGUGCGCGAUGAACAUCGACGGAUGCAACGGGCUCGCGUGUUUGACGAAGAUCGAAGGAGGGGAGGAAGGAGGGAAGGAGACGACGAUCACGCCGUUGCCGCAUAUGUUUGUGAUUAAGGAUCUGGUGGUGGAUAUGACGAAUUUUUAUAAUCAGUAUAAGAGUAUUGAGCCGUGGCUGAAGAGGAAGAGUCCGGGGGAGGGGGAUGGGAAGGAGAUUUUGCAGAGUAAGAAGGAUAGGGCGAAGCUUGAUGGGAUGUAUGAGUGUAUUUUGUGUGCUUGUUGUAGUACGUCGUGUCCGAGUUAUUGGUGGAACCCUGAGUCUUAUCUUGGGCCUGCUGCGUUGCUGCAUGCUAACAGGUGGAUAAGUGACAGUCGUGAUGAGUACACUAAGGAAAGACUUGAGGCUAUUGAUGAUGAGUUCAAGCUUUACCGUUGCCAUACGAUCUUGAACUGUGCUCGUGCUUGUCCUAAGGGUUUGAACCCUGGCAAACAGAUCGCACACAUCAAGCAACUUCAGCGUUGAAGUGUUGUGGGGACACAGUUACUGUUUGAAGCUAAUAAAUCUUCACAAAGUCUUUGAUUUUGGAUUUAUUCUUGUAUUGUUGUUUUGCUGAAUAUUAGCACCUGUGAAAAACUCUUUUGGCAAGUCUUCCCAAGUAGAUGAGCUUUGUGGUUGUAUCUUGCUGAAAAAUUGCUCCUUUUUAAGUAAUAAAACUGAAGGAAACUUAAAUCUUAUCUACUUGUCAUCUACUCUUUUGUGUUCUAUCUGCAUUGUCUUUUAUAAAA